This is a messenger RNA of Sycon ciliatum, 2046 nucleotides long. RefSeq lists its product as uncharacterized. The transcript is spliced from 5 exons. The record is from RefSeq and is a predicted model, not a curated record. Lineage: Eukaryota; Metazoa; Porifera; Calcarea; Leucosolenida; Sycettidae. The coding region runs from base 592 to 1542 and encodes 316 amino acids.
UUUUUACAAACUGUAGUACUAGUGGUGGAAACAAGAAACUAUGUUUGGGUUGCAUGCAACAUUCUAAGGCGAAGACUUAGUACUGUAGUGUGGACACCGCCCACUACCAAAAGCACUGUGGCCUGGAUUCGCAUGCCCAGUCUCAGGGUUUGGUUUGUACUUGGCAGCUCGUUGUAUCCAACACGAAACAGUGAUUUGUACAAUGCAAUUUUCGAGUAAAUCAACGAAUGGCUCUUACUAUGGUUAGAGGUGACACGAGCGAAGAGCAGUUUCUGACACUUGCGCUGCAUUGUGCGAGCCACUGUAACAAGUGUUGCCAUAUUUCCGCUCAGUUGUUGUAGCGAUAAUACAAUGCGUGUCAUCCAUCGUAAGUCUGUCCUGCUGUACACGUACCCAGAGACUGAAUGCCUAGUGGGGAUUACAACAGGAGUUGUGAUAUUCCAUGAGUUGGCUAUCAAAUACCCUUUAUGACAUUAUUGUUUAAGGUAAAGAAAGGCAAGUAGUUAGUUGGCUAUCAGGUGACUUGUUACCUUUACUGAAGGCCAGUUUGGGACGGACCUUUGCUUGUGAUUGUUUGUCGACCGAUUCACCAUGUGCGUAGUUCGCGGCUCGUCAGUUUACGGAGUUGUGACUCUAUUCACCCUGGCUCUCCUCUUGGUCGCCGUGAAAGGUGAUGACCCACACCAUAACUGUGUUAUCAAGACCAUGCAGCAUCUGGGGUUUGAAUACAACUACUCUGUUUACUACGAGGAGAGAGCACUGAGUCACAACAUCAGUCUCGACAACUUUGCCACAAUGCGUGUCGAGGAUCUCAUGAUCAAGCUCAACGCAUCGGUCGAGGAUGCUGUGUUGAUUCAAGAAUGCUUUCGUCGUAAGACCCCGCUUUGCAUUGACUACAAGCCCUGCGAUAACCGUGGCCUCUGUCGUAUGGUGCGCAAUAGAGACUGGGACCUGGAUUACUUGUGCAUUUGCCCACCGUUGUAUCACGGAGAGUACUGCGAACACAUUCGCUCUGGCCCUCUCCGGGACCUCCGGGUAAUAGAAGCUGAAAUAGCGCUCAUGAUGAGGCACACAAAGGAAAGAACCAAGUACAUGACCAGAGGUUGCAACCUCGGCACGUUGGGUUACACGUUUAACGCGGGACAUAGCACUGACGUCGACACGGAUGUAGGAAUGAUCACCUCCGUCGAGUACGUGAAGAAGUUGUCGCUCUCAUAUUUCAAGCUGACGUACACAGCAGGUACAAUGUUGGGCACUGCUAAUGCCUACUCGCGCUGGUACUUCAAGAUAGAUGGCAAGGAGUGUUCUUCUCCCAGCAAUAUUGACAUGGUGCGCUAUCAGAACAAGGCCUGGAAGAUCCUCAUCCCAUCCACAAUGUCAGGAAUAUGCGCGUCCACGGAUCUGCGGCUUGGACCCAUACCAUCAGGCAAGCACAACAUCUCAGUUCAUGUUGGCGGCUUGGGGUCGCUGAAAGCCGGAGAUGCCAAAACGGGACGACUCUCGAUGUCUCUGCUUGAAGUCGAGGAAGUGUGUCCCCCAUGACCUGUGAUUAAGCAAAAGACACACCAUACUGGAAUUGUUAUCCAGUCUUGUUUACUGCGAGAUAGCCGGUUGUGCGUGACCAGUAUAGUACAUAUGCCGAAGCAUUAAUGUAAAAAAGAACCUUGAGGCAACUCUCAAGGUCUCUGCUGGAGGUUGAGAAAGUGUGUCUUCUCUGAUCACUCACUGAUGAACACAUACUAUGCUGGUAUAGAUCUGUGUUUAUGAAUACUGAAAGACAUCUAGUGCCGAGAGACCAAUAUAGUACACAUGCCAAUGCAAUUUUUGGGACAGGACAACUAUUAUCAUAUGAUGUAUUAGAAGGUGUUGACAAGACAAUGACGGAUCGUCUGGGUGUCCAGAGUCUACUCAUGCAUAGUUUGCAUCGGAAAUUGUGUUUUAUAAUUCAUAGAAUAUAACUAGGCAGAAAUGUGUAUACUCGGGAAGAGAGAGAGAGAGAGAGAGAGAGAGAGAGAGAGAGAGAGAGAGAGAGAGAGAGAGAGAGAG